GGAGGUGUCGGGGAGGAACUGGGGCAGCCCCGAGUCACGUGGUGCCGGCGGGAGGGGGGCUUCCGGCUCCGGCCGCGACGCGGGGAGGUGCUUCCGGCCGGGCCUGUCUGUGCGGGAUCCAGGCGGUGGCCCCCGGGUGGAGAUGGAAGCGAAUGCCAGUGACGAGGGCAUCCAUUUCCAGAGCUACCCUUUUGACUUCUUGGAGUUCCUGAACCACCAGCGCUUCGAGCCCAUGGACGCCUAUAACCACGAGCACGCCAAAGCUGUGGCUGCCCUCCCAUGCCCCCAGCCCCAGUAUGACUACGCCCAGCCGUCCAACAACCCUGCCGCCCCCCCUUUCGACCGUGCCGGCACCUCCAAAACCAAGGAUUUCAAGGCUGAGGGGCAGCCCCCACCGUCGUCUUCCGCCACCGCCACCUCUGGUGCAGCACAGCCCAAGAAGGUCGAGCCAGGCACUGCAGUGCCCCCGCCAACACCACAGUACGCUACCCAGGCUGUGCCAACAGCUCAGCCACUCUUUGACGGUGCAGGCGCGUUCAGCGCCCCACAGUGGGGCAUCGUGGACCUGUCGGGCCACCAGCACCUGUUUGGCAGUCUGAAGCGGGGUGUGGCAGGCAUGGCAGGCAUGGGUGUAGCCGCAGGGACAGCAUCAGCCCCACCAGAUGGGCAGGCUGGCAAGGAUGACAAGAACUAUUUCCGGCGGCUCAAGUAUUUCAUUGACCGGCGCUUUCCAUGCGGUGUGUGCCAGAAGUCAUUCAAGCAAUCGUCCCACCUGGUCCAGCACAUGCUGGUGCACACUGGGGAGCGCCCCUAUGAGUGCUCCACCUGUGGCCGCACCUACAACCACAUUUCCAGCCUCAUCCGCCAUCGACGGUGCCACAAAGAGUCUGCUGAGCCCAGUGCAGGGCCAGCAGCUGCAGCCACAGUCACGGCCACUGCUACAGCUGCCCCCACUGCCGCUCCACCACCUGAGGGCACCGCAGAGCCAGCUGGGGAAGGGGCCCCUGGUGCUAGGGCAAGUGGAGGGGCAAAUGCUGGGGCAGGCCAGCCAGAUGGCCCCUUCACUUGCUCCCUGUGCUGGAAGGUGUUUAAGAAGCCAAGCCACCUCCACCAGCACCAGAUCAUCCACACAGGGGAGAAGCCAUUCAGCUGCUCAGUGUGUGAGAAGAGUUUUAAUCGGCGUGAGAGCCUAAAGCGCCAUAUCAAGACACAUUCAGACCUGCUUCGGGUGCCAUGUGGUGUCUGCGGCAAAGAGUUCCGGGACGCCUCUUAUCUUCUUAAGCACCAGGCCACCCAUACAGGCCAGCGCCCUGACUACAAGUGUGACAUCUGUGGCAAGGCCUAUGCUGCACCACAGAGCCUGCUCCGUCACCGUCAGGUUCACGAAGGUGUUCCUGUGCCCAAGGAUGCUGGUGCCCCUGCCCCCGCAACAGCCUACCAGGGCCCCUACCUCCUGCCAGAGGCCCCACAGGCUGAGGGUGACGUCAAGGCAGUGCCGACCUAUGGCAGCACGGCACUGCUGGGGGCCCACCCACUGCUCCUGGGAGCGGGCAAGAGCUUCUGCUGCGGGAUCUGCGGCCGUGGGUUUGGGCGGCGUGAGACCCUGAAGCGCCAUGAGCGCAUCCACACGGGCGAGAAGCCACACCAGUGCUCAGUGUGUGGGAAGCGGUUCCGUGAGUCCUUCCACCUCACGAAGCACCAUGUGGUGCAUACGCGGGAAAGGCCCUACAAGUGCGACAUGUGCGGUAAGGUGUUUGGCUACCCACAGAGCCUGACGCGCCACAAACAGAUCCAUCGGCUCCAGCUGCCCUGUGCCCUGCCACCUGGCGGCCUACCCCCUGAGGGGCUUAGUUAUGGCUGCUCAGACUGUGGGGAGCGCUUCCCCGACCUCUUUCACGUCAUGAACCACAAGGAAGUCCACAUGGCCGAGAAACCAUAUGCCUGCGAUGCUUGCGGCAAAUGCUUUGGCUUCAUUGAGAACCUCAUGUGGCAUAAGCUAGUCCACCAGACAGCACCUGAGCGGCUGCUGCCUGAGGGCACCUGUGCUGAGCCUACCCCGCAUGCUGCCCCAUCCAUUGGCUGCCUAGAGAACGGGCUCCCUGGGGAUGUGCCCGCUGCCAGCUUGGCCUCCGUGGUGGCGACUUUCGAGGAGCACCCCAUGAUCCCCAGUGGGGAACGCUUCAGCUGCAGCAUUUGCGGCCAAAGCUUCAAGCACUUCCUGGGGCUGGUGACACACAAGUAUGUGCACCUGGUGCGGCGCACGCUGGCGUGCAAUGUAUGUGGGCAGAGCUUUGCUGGGGCAUAUGACCUGCUGCUGCACCGCCGCACCCACCUACAGAAGCGCCACUUCACCUGCUCGGUGUGUGGGAAGCGGUUCUGGGAGGCCGCCUUGCUCAUGCGGCACCAGCGCUGCCACACUGAGGAACGCCCAUACCGUUGCACUGUGUGUGGACGUGGCUUCCUGCGCUCCUGGUACCUGCGCCAGCAUAAGGUGGUGCACACGGGUGAGCGGGCCUACAAGUGCGCCCUGUGCAACAAGCGCUUUGCCCAGUCCUCUAGCCUCUCGGAACACCAGCGCCUCCAUGUGGUGGCACGUCCCCAACGUUGCCAGACGUGCGGCAAGACUUUCCGCUACCGUUCCAACCUGCUGGAGCAUCAACGUGUGCACCUGGGUGAGAAGGUUUACCGCUGUGACCUGUGCAGCAAGAGCUUCUUCUACCUGUCGUCCAUCCUGCGACACCAGCGCUCCCAUGAUGCCCGCCGUGACCUGCGCUGCUCUGCCUGUCUCAAGCUCUUCAAGGACCCCAAGUACUUCAGCAAACACCUGCAAACCCACCAGGGGGGGAGGCCCUUCAAGUGCAGCACCUGUGGGGAGGCCUUUGGCAAUACCUAUGGCCUUAAGAAGCACCGGCACAUCCACAAGCUGGAACGCCUGGCAGCCCUGGGCCAGAAGGACCCCUGAGGAAGGGUGGCUGCCUGUGGCUGACAGAGGGAGGCAGGGUGGGGCUGGGCACUCCCUUGGAGUGCUGUGGUUGCCGUAAGGGCACAUGCUGGGUUGGGGGUGGAAUGCCCUAGGGUGGCACCUUGUUUCCAUUUGUAUCUGUCGCCUACCAGUGUCCAGGCUUCUGCCUUCUGCCCAUGCUGACUCUGUAGAUGCCUCAUGGCCCAUGAGCAUAACCUGUCCCAGCACAUAGGUGGUUUGCUGGAGGGGCAGAUGUUGCCAGGCCUGUAGUGGCUGAGCCAGUGGGAUACUCUUGGCUUUGCCCAGUCCCCCUUGGUUGCCCAUUUCACUCCCCCAGAGGAUGGAGUCAAGCUGGCAGAACUAUUUGAAAGAUGUGCCCCACCUGGGGAAGACUGACCCUGCCCAGGGAAUGGAGGCUGGCAGCAAGACCGCAAACACCAUGGCGGGCUGAGACUGACCAUAUGACCAAAGAGAGCUCAGUCGUGGCUCUGGGCAGGUGAGCGUGUAUCCCCCAGUACCCACCUACCUUCCGCAUGCAUUGUUUGAACAGCUCUGGUGCCUUGUGUCUGCCCAGGUCAUCUUCCUUGUCAUCUCCUGGGCAUGCGCUGUGGCCGGGGGUAAAAUCUGAAGGCACCACUCCGUCAUCCUGCAGGCCCCUGAUACUUCUUCCUGCUCUUGCUACCAUGGAGGCUAUCCAUGGGCACAUCUUGGACCUAGAGGAGCUGGAGAUCUUGGCCAGGACGAGAUCGGACCCUAACUCUAACCCUCCUCCUGAGGGUGUUGCCCACUCAGCCUCUGCUGGCACCAAGCAGUCUCCACAAGGACCUCACUCCUGCCCAGAUCCAGGACUCCCAUUGUGCUUGCAUGGCGCCUCCUGCUGGCUGUACGGGUAUGUGCUCACUGCAGCAUUCACCUGGGCUCAUACCCGGGGCUGGUCCCCAACCCCCUCUGCCCCUCCUGUCCCUAGUGCUUUGCCCACUCCAGCAGGGUCCUUAUUUGACCUCAGCUGGCUCUGCCCACAGGAAAUGAAAAAUGUCAGGUGCUGCCCUAACUUGCUCGCUCCAGAGCAUGCUGCCCUCCGGGGCCUUCCCAUGAUUCCUGCCCCCCAAGUGAGCCCCAAGGGAUGGACACCUACUCCCAGAAUCCUCUGGGGAAGAUUACUAGAGUGGCCCUAGGGUUGGACUAGAUGAUCUCUUCAGGUCCCUUCCAGCCUUACUUCUCUAUGAUAAUGAAGUUAGUGAAAAAUGUAGUGCUCUAUGACCCCUGCAGUCUGCGCCUCCCAGGUCCCAUCAUGUGCAGAUGAGCACUGGAUCAACUGAAUUGUUUCACCUGUAUUCCUCCACUGACCUGUCUGGUACCAUCCAUAGAUCUGGCCAUCUGCUCCACUCCUCUGCCAUUGGGAUGGACCUCUUCCUAGCUCUACCCUGCCAUCUGUCCACCUAUCCAUCCCCACACACACCCCGUCCAUUUAUUUAUUCAUCCCCACAAACUCUGUCUAUCACCACACAUGUCUCUGGUGUUUUGUCUGUUCCCCUUCACAUCUCCCCAUCUGCUGCCUCCUCCUGUCUGCAUGUCCUUGGCACCCUAUGCCUCCUUUCUCCUACUCUCUUUAUACUAACCCUACCAGCCUUAGCCCUGGGGUUUCCCUGGGAAGAGACCAAAGAGAUGAAUGCUGCCAUGUUCCCUUCGUCCCAGUGAGCCUUUUUAGUGUCCCCAGCAUGAACUCAGCCUGGGAAGAAAGCCAUCCUAUUGUCCACCCACACUGUCCAGGCAGGGCAUACUUGCCUGGAGCUAAUUAGUCGAGUGUCAGGCUUGAGCCAGAGAGAAGCCAUUCAAGUUCUGUCGGCAGAGGGUGGCUGGGAGCCACAGGAGUCAUGGUUUCUAUCCUAGCUCUGGUAAGGAGGUGGUGAGUCAUGGUUAGAGCUGAGGGUCAGGAUGCCUGGGUUCUUUCUCCAGGUCUGCCACUGAGACCCUCUUUGACCUUGGGCAAGUCCUUUUCCCUCUCUGUGCCUCACUUUCCCCAGUGAGUCAGCGGGUGUCCUGUGCCAGACCUUUUGGGGAGUCUAUGAAUCCAACUAGGGCCUGUGCCAGCUGCUUUGUGCCAAGUCCCAGGAUCCUGCUCUCCCAGGGUGUGCCAAAGAGCACUUUCAGAUGGACACACUCCUGCCACCAGAGCCAGGGUGGCUCUCACUGGUGUUUUUUGGGAGGUCAUCGAUGCUAGGUCAUCAUGGGCACAAGGGUCACCCCUGCCCCUCCAGCCCUUCUUGCCAGGGUGACUGUCCUGAAUACCAGAACCUGUUCCAGAGCAGCAUGGGGUAUAUGGGAAACUGGCAUGCAGGGAGAACACCUAGAUUCUCUUUCAGCUCUAGGAAGGGUGUGGGCAUCAAUAGGUUACAGUAGGGGGCCUGGGUUCUGACUCCAAAUCAGUGGCAUUGGUUGGCUUAGGGAGGUGAAAGAUGGGUGAGGGGUCUUUCAUCUCCAGGGGAAUCAGCUCCGAUACAGACCCAGGGCAGGGGCCUGGCUGGCUUAGGUGGGAGGGGAGACACAGACCUUUCCUUUAAAAAUGUGGCAAACAGCAGCAUUCUGUUGUCUUGAUGGUGCUGGUGUGCACUGCCAGGUCCCGGGGGUCUCCAUGCCUCCUAGUCGCACCACUUUGCAGCACCCUCUGUCUCUGAGAAAGGAACUGUCAUUCCGGGACCAUGGGAAACUCGUUUCACCUUCCAGCUUGCCCUUCUGGUUUGGAGCAGAGGGAGGGGCAGCACCAUGGCCAAAGUCAGGAGACAGGACAUCUACAGUUCAGCCUUUUAACGGAGACUGUUUCCACUGACAGCUGGACUCUGGGGGGCCUGUGCGCCUGGACCCUGCCACCCCAAUUUAUUUUUUAACAGCACAGAUAUAUAUAUAUCUAUAUAUAUAGAUAUAUAUAUAUAUAUAUAAAAAUUAAAUAAAAGUAUAUAUAUAUAUAUAUAUAUAAAUAUAAUUUUUCUAACCCUCUGAGCGGCAAAGCUGGUGCCAAGACUGAUUCACACCAAAUGCUGCCACCAGAGCCAUUACUAAAAAGAAAAAGAUAAAUAGAUGCCCUGCAAAAAUAUGUCCUCUUCCCAGAAAACUGUGAUGAGACCGGUUGGAGCUCAUAGCACCAAUGGCUUUCUAGAGCACCAGUCCCAGUGGUGGCAGGGGAGAGGUUGGGGGCAGUGCGCGCGUGUGUUUGAAACUCGAACCCUGUCCAAUAAUGUUGACCUGUUCAUUUUCUGGUGAUGUACAGAUGAAGCCAAUAUUAAAAACUGUGGAUGCGUA
Molecule: messenger RNA, 6259 nt
Organism: Alligator mississippiensis (American alligator)
Lineage: Eukaryota; Metazoa; Chordata; Crocodylia; Alligatoridae
Gene: ZNF865
Product: zinc finger protein 865
Exons: 2
Coding region: 143-2962 (939 amino acids)
Source: RefSeq, a predicted model, not a curated record